Pseudozyma flocculosa PF-1 is the source of this 660-nucleotide messenger RNA. RefSeq lists its product as uncharacterized. NCBI's taxonomy places the organism in Eukaryota, Fungi, Basidiomycota, Ustilaginomycetes, Ustilaginales, Ustilaginaceae. The record is from RefSeq and is a predicted model, not a curated record. The transcript has a single exon. Gene Ontology annotation, cellular component: endoplasmic reticulum. The coding region runs from base 1 to 660 and encodes 219 amino acids. Gene Ontology annotation, biological process: sphingoid catabolic process.
AUGGCGAGCAUCAACCCGUUCUCCCUGCGCAAGCAGCUGGCCUUCUACGGCGCCUACCACACCGACACGGUCAACGUGCUGAUCCACGUCGUCGGCGUGCCCUCCAUCAUCUUUGGCGUCUGCGUGCUGCUGGCAUCGCGCGGCUCCCUCUUCCUCAGCGUCCAGCGCACCUCGCCGCUCCUGGCAUCCUACCUCUCCCUCUUCGGCUCCCAGCUGGCCAGCAUCCUGCCCAAGUGGGCGUUUGAGCACGCCAGGCUCGACGCAUCCACCGUCUUCAUGUCCUCCUACCUCGCCUACUAUACCGUCCUCGACCCCGUCGCCGCCACCCUCUACACGCCAGUCUGGUACUCGAUCUGGUACGGCGCGGAAACCCUGCUCCAGACCCGCCCCGACGUCGCGGUCAAGGUGGCCAGCAUGAUCUUUGUCGGCGGCUGGAUCGCACAGUUCUACGGACACGGCGUGCACGAGAAGCGCGCCCCCGCCCUCCUCGACAACCUCCUCGGCGCCGUCGUCCUCGCUCCCUUCUUUGUAUGGCUCGAGGUCAUCUUCCACCUCGGAUACCGUCCCCAGCUGCAAAAGGACCUCAAGAACGACGUCGGCAAGCUCGUCACCCAGUUCAGGAAGGAACAGGCCGACAAGGAGAGGAGGAAGAUCAAGUAG